Molecule: messenger RNA, 2477 nt
Organism: Cataglyphis hispanica
Lineage: Eukaryota; Metazoa; Arthropoda; Insecta; Hymenoptera; Formicidae
Product: transmembrane protein 184C
Exons: 7
Coding region: 336-1622 (428 amino acids)
Biological process (GO): transport
Molecular function (GO): transporter activity
Source: RefSeq, a predicted model, not a curated record
AUUAUAUUAUUGAAUCACUUGAACUGCGAGGGUUUAAAAGACAGGAAGUUUGCACCUAUCUAUCUGUCACUCUCAGCUGAUUCAUUCACCCCGCCGGACGACAUUUAUUUAUUGUAUUUUUAUUUUCUUUUUUUUACACGCAUUGCUGUAAUAAAGAUCCACUUCUGUUUGCUUAAUAUUAUUUCUCAAUGAAAGCUAAGAGAAUCAUCAGAACAUAUAAAUAUUUAUGACAAGUAAACAUCAGGAUGGUUCAUUGAGUGAAUGAUAGAAAGUGAACUGUGCUCUGGUCUCAGUCCAAAAAUAUGUGACAGUGUUCAAAGUAUCUGAACGGAGUAAUGGCUUCGAUCUGUCGACGUUGGAGAUUAUGGAUAUUGCCUGUACUAACCUGUCUAUAUGCACUGCUCAUUAUUGUACUCGUACCGAUUCUGCUAGUCAAUUGCAUCAAACAUAGUUCCAUCGAAAAAAAUCAAGGCGCGCUGGUGGGUGGUGUUUUUGUCUUGCUAGCAUUACCCAUUGCCUUUUACGAGAUUGUUCAGCACAUGAUCUAUUAUACGCAGCCUAGACUACAGAAAUAUAUAAUAAGGAUAUUAUGGAUGGUACCCAUCUAUGCAAUGAAUGCUUGGUUAGGUUUGAUGUAUCCUGCAGGCAGUAUAUACGUGGAUAGCUUAAGAGAAUGCUAUGAAGCUUAUGUGAUAUAUAAUUUCAUGAUGUAUCUAUUGGCCUAUUUGAACUCCGACCAUCAAUUGGAACAUAGACUAGAAAUCUCGCCUCAAGUGCACCAUAUGUUUCCUCUGUGCUGUCUUCCCAACUGGGAAAUGGGCAGAGAGUUUGUACAUAUGUGCAAGCAUGGAAUUUUACAAUAUACAGCUGUUAGACCUAUAUCAACUUUAGUAUCAUUCAUCUGCGAAUUGAAUGGCGUAUAUGGAGAGGGUGAAUUUAGAGGAGACGUCGCUUUUCCAUAUAUGAUUGCUUUAAACAAUCUGUCACAAUUUGUUGCCAUGUACUGUUUGGUACUCUUUUAUCGUGCCAAUGUGGAAGCCUUGAAGCCAAUGAAACCAAUUGGGAAAUUUCUAUGUAUCAAAGCUGUAGUGUUUUUCUCGUUUUUUCAAGGAGUGUUAAUAGCUCUAUUGGUAUACUUCAAUGUUAUAUCAAGUAUUUUUAAUACACAAAAUACAGAUGCCAUCAGAAAUAUUUCAUCCAAGUUGCAGGAUUUUCUAAUUUGUAUAGAGAUGUUUUUAGCCGCGAUAGCGCAUCACUACAGCUUUUCCUACAAACCAUUUGUCAAUUUAGCACAGGGUCAAGCAUGGUGGGACGCAUUUAGAGCAAUGUGGGAUGUUUCUGAUGUGCAUAAUGAUAUAAAAGAACAUUUGGGCGUCGUCGGCUCGUCCUUAAGUCGCAGGAUACGUGGACGCGGUGCAUAUCAGCAGGCUUGGGGAAGUGCGACGGAGCGUACGUCGCUCUUGCCCGAGGCCACGGUAAUAAGCCAGGCUAGAAGUGCGCCUACCUGCUCAUUUUCGGGCUACAACACGGCUGAGGCCGGACUGAAUAAUAAUCCAUCCAUCGCGGAAUCAGAAGAGGCGACCCCAGACGCGCAGGAUAAUAGUAAUACCAUUAAUACGUAGCCAAUAUAUCUGAAUCCAUCCACACGAAAACGGUACUCAAUUGCGGUGCGUUAUGAAACCGGCGUAUUUUGAUGGAAAUUAUUUUUUAGUAUUAUUUUUUAAGCCGAAAAAAGUACAUAGUUUUGCAACAACAUUCUUUCCACAUUAUUGUACAAAUCAUAGUCAUUUAUUAUCACAUUACAUAUCGCAUUGGGACACAAUGUUCCGAUAUCAUGAGAUGUUCUUUUUAUGAUUAAUGCGGGAACAAUUUUUUCUUAGUGAAAACAUUGAAAUAGUUUUGACACUGUAUAUCUUUUUAUUUAAGUUCAAGUAAAAUUUUUUUUAAUUUUAUCAAAAAUUAUGUAAAAAGUUAAUUUUAUUGUUUAUAAUUUCGAGUCGAUUUGAAAAAUCUGUAGCGAAAACAUCUAGUGAUUUUGGAGCAUUCUAUUUAAUAUUUACGAUUUAAGAAAUUUGAUACAAGUAGGAAAUUUUUUGAAGAGCAUAAAUUGCUCGCUAUGUCCUCAUUUUGCGAAAGUCAUUCGUAUGUAUAUGUUACCAAUGAUGUACUACCAAAUAAUGUACAUACAUUUAUAUAUAUAUAUAUAUAUAUAUAUAUAUAUAUAUAUAUAUAGAUCUACGUAGAGAAAUACUAUAUCUCUAAAAUAUUUGUACAUACCUCGAACGACCAACGCAUCAAAUUUUAUUACACUUCCAACACAGAUGUUAUUUUUCUCUCGAUAUAUCGAAUUACAAGAACCGAGUCAUAUUUGGAUAUUAGACGCUUGGAAUUUCCUAUAUCCUUUUUCGCUUUAUAUAUAUGUACACAUACGAGUGUGUGUGUGUGUGUAUGUAUAUAUAUAUAUAUAUAUAUAUAUA